Molecule: messenger RNA, 498 nt
Organism: Macroventuria anomochaeta
Lineage: Eukaryota; Fungi; Ascomycota; Dothideomycetes; Pleosporales; Didymellaceae
Exons: 2
Coding region: 1-498 (165 amino acids)
Source: RefSeq, a predicted model, not a curated record
AUGACACCAUCGCGCCCCUCUCCGUUUGCCGACCAGCCCUUCGACAUCGCUGUUGCGGGCACCGAGUCAAUGAUCGAGGAAUGGCUGCAGGCACGCAAGGUCGAUGACACCUCUAAACUCAUCAUCCCCCAAAUGAAGCCCUGGUAUUACGGCUGCAUCGGCGGCGUUCCGAUUCCAACGCUCACCCGCCGUCUGUGGACGAGCACGAGAGAUGGAGUUCGCACGAACCGAUACGGUCUUCCUGCCCAUUUCUACGCGAUCCUGUGGAUGGCGUUGCUUCUUGCUGCUUUGGGUCUCUUUGUCAUGGCUAUUCCUGAAGGUCUUGAGAUGGCGCGCGAUCGGUUGGAUGUUCGGCCGCCCAACGAUUAUUUGGGCCCCUCAUGCGGCGACCUUCCAACUGACCGUUUCUACCGGAUUGUGUACAGGAAUAUUGUCAAUAGCCUUCCACUGCUGGUCUCCUUGACCAUCUUCUUCUUCCCAGCUCUGGUGAAAUCCUAG